Messenger RNA from Melospiza melodia melodia, 7050 nucleotides. It is a transcript of the gene PIK3R1, whose product is annotated as phosphoinositide-3-kinase regulatory subunit 1. Gene Ontology annotation, molecular function: 1-phosphatidylinositol-3-kinase regulator activity; protein binding. Bases 562 to 2736 code for a protein of 724 amino acids. The transcript is spliced from 16 exons. Lineage: Eukaryota; Metazoa; Chordata; Aves; Passeriformes; Passerellidae. Gene Ontology annotation, cellular component: phosphatidylinositol 3-kinase complex. Gene Ontology annotation, biological process: insulin receptor signaling pathway; phosphatidylinositol phosphate biosynthetic process. The record is from RefSeq and is a predicted model, not a curated record.
UCGGGAGCGCGGCGGGACGGGCGCACGGCGGAGAGUGGGGCGUCGCGGCGGUAGCUGCUGCCCGCCGGUGGGAGGGAGGUGGUGACGGCCCCGCCGCUCUUGCUGUUCCUGCUGCUCCUGCUGCCACCGCUGCUGCCGCUGAGGAAAAGCAUGUGUGCAGAGUUUGGUGGCAGAAUAUUUAAGGUAUGUGGGCAGUCUGUGGCAAAUACAUCUGAAGAAAGCGUGACUGGCUAAAGAGUCGUCUGAGCUUGUGUAUGAAGACAAAGAAGUGCUGGGAAGCCCAGGAAAAGAAUUAAUUGGAAGAAUAUUGCUAGACACAGAAGAAUUGGAACUUUUAACUUCUGCAACAGACAGUGACUAAGAAUAAAUACAUUGGUAAAAACAUCAGCAGUGAAAAGGCAGACUGUGUUUUUUCAUUAUCUUUUGGAUUUUAUUACUUAAGAGACGUUUUCAUCAUCCCAUUUAAUUAAUCUUGAAUUUCUCUGUACAUAAAACUAUAACUGGACAAUUGCAUUUCAAUACUGUUUAGUAACACUUUUGAAUGUUAAAUCAUUUGCCAAGAUGAGUGCUGAGGGAUAUCAAUACAGAGCUUUAUAUGACUACAAAAAAGAGCGAGAAGAAGAUAUUGACUUGCACUUAGGAGAUAUAUUAACUGUGAAUAAAGGUACCUUACUAGCACUUGGAUUCAGUGAAGGGGAAGAAGCAAAGCCUGAGGAAAUUGGUUGGUUGAACGGCUUUAAUGAAACCACAGGGGAGAGGGGGGAUUUCCCAGGAACUUAUGUAGAGUACAUUGGAAGAAAAAAAAUAUCUCCCCCCACUCCAAAGCCUCGUCCUCCUCGGCCUCUUCCAGUAGCACCAAGUCCUGCGAAAGCUGAAUCAGAGAGUGAGCAACAAGCUUUUUCACUUCCAGACCUUACAGAGCAGUUCACACCUCCUGAUGUUGCUCCACCAAUUCUUGUCAAGAUAGUAGAGACAAUCGAAAAGAAAGGGCUGGAGUACUCAACUUUGUAUGGAGCACAAGGCUCAAGCAGCGCAGUGGAAUUAAGACAAAUUUUUGAGUGUGAUGCCUCUUCAUUAGAUUUAGAGACAUUUGAUGUUCAGACUUUAUCAGAUGCUCUCAAGAGGUAUAUCCUGGACCUGCCAAAUCCCAUCAUUCCAGCAGCUGUUUACAGUGACAUGAUUUCUGUAUCUCAAGAAGUGCAGAGCUCAGAGGAAUAUGCUCAGUUGCUGAAGAAACUGAUCAGAUCUCCAAAUAUACCUCCUCAGUAUUGGCUCACACUCCAGUAUUUGCUCAAACAUUUCCUCAGAGUUUGUCAAGCCUCCAGCAAAAAUCUCUUGAAUGCGAGGUCUCUGGCUGAAAUUUUCAGCCCUCUGCUUUUCAGAUUCCAGAUAGCAAGCUCUGAUAAUACAGAACACCACAUAAAAAUCCUAGAGGUUUUAAUCACUAGUGAAUGGAACGAGAGACAGCCCGUACCAGCACUGCCUCCUAAGCCACCGAAACCUAAUACCGUAACUAACAAUAGCAUGAAUAACAACAUGUCAUUACAAGACGCUGAAUGGUACUGGGGGGAUAUCUCAAGAGAAGAAGUGAAUGAGAAGCUUAGAGACACAGCUGAUGGUACCUUUUUGGUACGAGAUGCUUCAACCAAAAUGCAUGGGGACUACACACUGACACUGAGGAAAGGAGGAAAUAACAAAUUAAUCAAAAUUUUUCACCGAGAUGGAAAAUACGGCUUCUCUGACCCAUUAACAUUCAACUCUGUGGUCGAGCUAAUAAACCACUACCGGAAUGAAUCUCUAGCCCAGUAUAAUCCUAAACUGGAUGUGAAAUUACUCUAUCCAGUGUCUAAGUACCAGCAGGAUCAAGUUGUAAAAGAGGAUAGCAUUGAAGCAGUAGGAAAGAAAUUACAUGAAUAUAAUACCCAGUUCCAAGAAAAAAGCAGAGAAUAUGACAGACUCUAUGAAGACUACACAAGAACAUCUCAGGAAAUUCAAAUGAAAAGAACAGCCAUUGAGGCAUUUAAUGAAACAAUAAAAAUAUUUGAAGAGCAGUGCCAAACACAGGAAAGAUACAGUAAGGAAUACAUUGAAAAAUUUAAACGGGAAGGAAAUGAAAAAGAAAUACAAAGGAUCAUGCACAACUAUGAAAAACUAAAGUCUCGGAUAAGUGAAAUUGUGGACAGCAGGCGUAGAUUAGAAGAAGACUUAAAAAAGCAAGCAGCUGAAUAUAGAGAGAUAGACAAGCGUAUGAACAGCAUUAAGCCAGACCUCAUACAGCUGAGGAAGACAAGAGAUCAGUAUUUGAUGUGGCUGACUCAAAAAGGCGUUCGGCAAAAGAAGCUAAAUGAAUGGCUUGGAAAUGAAAAUGCAGAAGACCAAUACUCUAUGGUAGAAGAUGAUGAGGACUUGCCCCAUCAUGACGAGAGAACGUGGAAUGUGGGAAAUAUCAAUAGAAGCCAAGCUGAAAAUCUGCUGCGGGGAAAACGAGAUGGAACAUUCCUUGUUCGAGAGAGCAGCAAACAAGGCUGCUAUGCCUGCUCUGUUGUGGUGGAUGGUGAAGUAAAGCACUGUGUGAUAAACAAAACACCUACUGGGUAUGGAUUUGCAGAGCCAUAUAACUUGUACAACUCGCUCAAGGAACUGGUGCUACAUUACCAACACACGUCACUUGUGCAGCACAAUGACUCUCUCAAUGUCACGCUAGCCUACCCAGUAUAUGCACAGCAGAGGCGAUGAAGAUCCUGAUACUCUGGGUUGUUUGUUGGUUUUUUUAAAGAAAUUACUUGGCAACGUUGAGGCCUCUGGAGAGAAAAGGCUCCUUUCAGCUUUACUCAAGAAUUUGUAGUAUCAAAGCUAUUUGUCUUCAGAUGGAACUAAAGAUUUCCUUCACAACUGCAGUGGGAGAGAUCACAGUGUUAUGCUGUGAAUGUAUGUUUGUAAUCUAAAGUGCUUUUUUUUUUUUUUUUUGUAAUUAUAAAAGAAAAACACAAGAGAAAAAUCCAAACCUGAUCUCCCUGCAGGGACAUAGAGGCCUUUAAGCAUGGUGCUUGUUUACGACCACUUCUGAAGCUUUACCAGCUAGAACAUUGGAUUAUGCAGACACAAGGUAUAAGAGGUCUGUGUCAUUCAGUUAUUGGAAUUUCGUGGUCAUAAUCUGACUUGGAAUGGUGUUGCUGCACUCAGUGGAUCCAGACAUACAGCCUUGUGGUUCUAUUUUGAUUUCUGGUGAAUGAUAUGUAGCAGAGUGGCACUUUCAUUUCUAAGGGACACUUUAAAAGGACUUCAGUUACAGUAUGUUGCUCAGAGUAAUUGUAAUAGCAAAGUGCCAGGAAGUGUUUUGUUUAGAUGAUUAAAAAUCCUGUUUUAAGAAUAUAUUUAAGAUUGAAGAAAACAGGAUUUUCAAUGGCAUACAGUGUAUAAUAAUGUACAUAGUACUGGAGGACUAACUGUCAUUGAUGGAAACUGUCAAUACCAAACUGCUUCGUUUUUGCCUUUUCUGUUCGCUCAAAGCUAAAUUUUUAGACUAUGCUAUGCAAUACUGAAUUUUCUUUAGGCUGUAGUCUUCUCUCAAGCAUAUCUACAGAUUAAGCUUGUUUUUCUUGGUUUUUUUGUCUUUUUUUUUUUUUAAUUUCUUUUCCCUAAUGAUAUUCUUCCUGGCAAUUGCUUUUUGUUAAUAAUUUUCUUGUUUGUUUUGUUUUGUUUUGUUUUGUUUUGUUUUAAUGGACAGGGAGCCAGCAAGAGUUGGCUUGAAAAUUUAAACUGUGGAAUAUUUGACAAUUUUCAUUGUAUAGAAUAUUGAGCUACUAGCUCAAAGUUUAAAAAGUUCAUAAAUUUUUUUUGACUAAAUACUUUGUUGGGCAGUGCCUGAUAAGCUUCAAAGCUGCUUAGUUCAAUAAAAUUGUAUGAACAUUACAAAAUAUCACUGAGUCCAACAAUACUGUUUCAGAGAUAUCUUUAGAAUACGGUACCAUGCUACAUUUGCUUCUUGAAGCAUUUUGGACUUCUAUAAUGAUUGUCUUAUAUAUGGAAGACAAGGAAAAUAAUGUAUCCUUCUUUGAUAGUGACUGCAGAAAUAAAUGGGGAUAUUUUGCUACUGCAGUGUAGAGUGUAGAUAGUUUGGAUCUCAGAAUGAAUCCACCUUCACAGUAAAUGAAUGACUUCUUGACCUCCUGUGACAGAAUUUUUGUCAGGCUCUAAAGGUAUUUUCAUUUCACAUGAAGGAAGUUUCUCCAAUCUGUUGCCUAGGUUUAUUUUUUGGAUACAAUAUAGAACUAAUUAAGACUGAAAAUAUCUUUUUUUAAAAUGAUUAGGCUAUGAUAUGUAUUUUCAAAAGUCUGUAGGCUGAGGCAGUAUCAAAGUGAACACUUCCAUAAUUUUAGGGCACCAGAGACAAAAUCAUGGUUCAGUUAAGGGAAACAAAUACAUAAAUCUCACUAAAACAGAGUUACCCAUAAUCCUGAGAUAGUUCACUGUCAAUAGUUUGCAAUGGUUAUUUAUUGUCCUGACCACUGAGGAAAUUCACACUUUGCAAAUCAAUAAAGUAAUGACAUUCAGAGAAAUCUUGGAGAAGAUUUGAUUAAGUGAACAUAUGAAAUUAUUCUUCCCCCAAGAUGCAAAAGAUAAGAUCUAUUACUAUUAAAGAGAGUUGCACACACAAUCAAAAGAAUGAGACCCAUGGAGUUCUCUCAUAAUAGCUCUGGUUAGAGAUCCUUGUGUUUUAUUUCAAAGUAUGCAAUGCUUUAUAAGCUGUUGGAAAUAAUAAUAAGAAAUUUGCCGGUCUCCACUAAUCUUCAUAUUAUCUUUUCAUUUUUACAUUGUUACUUCAGUUCUGAGGCUGUAAGAUUUUUGAUUUUACUUUGACUUUGUGGUCUAUUUUUUUUGUUGGGUUGUCUUAGCUUUCCUGUAGUUGUAUUUUCUUAUUUAUAUCAGGAAACAAGAUCCAACAAAUAUUGUUUCACGAUAGUCAUCACUUAGAAAAUUAUUCUGAAUAUUUUUCCUGAAUAGAAGUUUAGUCUUCAUGCCUUCCCUUUCCCAUUCCAUACCUUUUUCAGGCCUGUAGGACCAUGUGAAUCUGUUAUACAAAUAACUGGUUUAUACUACAAAAAACACCAACAAUUACUCUAGCAUGCCAGUUAUACUACUGGGCUUGAAGUUACAGAUUAGUUCAAUAUACAGCAGUUUAACGCUUAUAGCAAUCCAAGAUAUUCUUUGGACAUAUAUUAAUUUCUGAAUGUUAAAUAUUUUAAGAGUAAAAUUGUAUUUUUUCUCUGUAGGCAAAAUAUAUGUAAUCUGAAUUGAUGUUUCACGUAGCAUUUGUCAAGAAAUUUUAUCAUAGUUAAAGCAUUUGGAUCUAAUUUUCCUCAUAUUAAGAAAAUCCCUGCUAUGUCAGUGGGCCAUAUCCUUAGCAUGCCCAGCCCAGUAUGGAAUAUAAUUCAUUCCUGUGUGCUGUGCAACUUCUCUUUGUGUGUGGCUGUAGCAGAAAAAAAUAGUGUGUGUGCAGAUUUGACACUUGCUUUUCUUGCACAAGCAACAAUGAGAAAUAAGCUCUAUGUUUUAAUGAUGAAUGCUUAGGGCUUCUUAAGGGGAUGUUCUGCCUACACAGGGUCUGUGCAAUUUGCAGGGAUCAUUUACGCCCUCAAAUUGGCAUGAGUGCGUUUUCUUUGGUACUUACAUAUUGUGUGGCCUCUGCAUUUCUCUCCCUCCUUAAUGCACAGAGCUAAGUCCUGCCAAAGGCCCUAUUCACUGCAGAGUUGUUUGUCUUUAAUGUACCAUAUUGUUCACUCCAGUUUUGAUCUGAUCUCAGACUACUAUAUACAGAAAAAAAAGCAUGGGGAUAUAACUAAAGAAACACAGUGUUUUUCUGUAUUUCUAUUGAUGCAAAGUUUUUUUCAUCGAAUAUAAUCAAUGGAUGGGCUUAACUCUGUUACUUUUUUUUUCUUUUUUUAAUUUGCAUAACUUUUCGUUUUAUUUUAAGUCCCUGAGUUAUGCUGCACUGCAGCAUCUCUUUCUCAAGGCCUUUGAAAGGCAUGAGACAUUGCAAAGAGAACCAAAACUCACAGGCAAAAUGAAGAGUUUCUGAUUUAAUUCAGCUGAAGUACGAAUUUGCAGGUUGGGGAUGCAUAUCUGUGCAUACUCAUACACACUUGCUGUGUUUAUGUAUGAACAGUUCCCAAUAUAGAUGCAUUUUCACAGAACCUGAUCAUUUUGCUGAAUUUAGUAAGUGAUAUCAUUAACUUUGUUUAAAGACACACACAUGCACACUAGACCUUUGUGGGUGCAGCAUGUUUCCAGAUACAGUUAGAAACCUGAGUUUCUGUGUUGUUGGAUAGUUUCUUAAAAAAAAAAAAAUAAAUAAAAAAAGCUUGUCUGUAUGGUUCCGUUAUCUUGUCAAGCAAUCUGUAAAACCAAAUCUUCAGAUUUUCUAUUUGGUGUCAACUGUUCUGUAGUGAAAAAAAAUGGCUUUGUCUUGUAAUUGGCAAUGAAAUAAUAAUGCUUGGGAAAACAUUCAGAUGCUUCUAAUGGGGAAAACUGCCGAUUUUCACACAGUGCUUUUGCUAUGCAUGGUAUUAAGUUGGGAAAGUGAAUCCUGAUACUGGUUUUUUUCAGGUUCACUUUAGAAAUGGGCAGCUCAAAGCAUAAUGCCUCCCAUGGGACAAGGUUACAAAGUGCAACAUUUUAUGUAAAGUCAUGUUCUGUUUACUGCAGUUGAGACUAAAGUGUAGGAGUUGGUAAGGUUACAUUGCACUUGUCCUGAUGAGAUUGCAUUAGCUGCCCAAGAUGCUGCUAUUUUUUUUUAUUCUUGUUUUUUGAAAAUAAAGCUCUGUUCUGUUACAUGUCUUUAAAACAUUAAGAUUGCUUUGUUUCAAAAUUGUCGUUGAGGAGGUGGAGAGUAAAGCAGAUUGUAAAUUGCCUUUACAAGGCAACAGUGAAAACAUGCCUCCUUAAAAUUUUGUUCAAGCUGUAGAGUUGAUGGAGCUGUGUCUUGUUUUUGAGUUGCUUUAAAAAUUGUAAUAAGUCUUCAAGCAGAAUAAAGGUUGUUUUGAAACUGCA